This is a messenger RNA of Aspergillus puulaauensis, 618 nucleotides long. RefSeq lists its product as uncharacterized. The transcript has a single exon. Lineage: Eukaryota; Fungi; Ascomycota; Eurotiomycetes; Eurotiales; Aspergillaceae. The record is from RefSeq and is a predicted model, not a curated record. Bases 1 to 618 code for a protein of 205 amino acids.
AUGGCAGCCCUCCACCAGACACCCCGCCUGCAGGUUGAUUUCUCCUGGAAAAAGUUCAAAUGCCUCAUCACGGACACCAGCAAUCCCGAUGCGGACCCUGUCUACAUUGUAGACUGGCAAGCUGUCAAGGCUCCGCAUCUGAUUUUCAAACGCCCAGCAGACGACGUCACAAUCGGUACGGGCACCCUGCACGCAGUCAAGAUCAACGCAGACUAUGAGGUCGCCGGCCGAAAAGGUACUUUGGCCGCGCAGAAGCGAUUCAAGACCCUGUAUACACACCAGUCAUAUGCCCUGUCCGACACCGACGAGCCAGUCACCCUGACCUGGACCAGUGACAGCGGCUUCACGACCUGGGACUUUGUCUGCGUCGACGAGCGACAGCGACCGGUGGCCAAGUACUCGGCCAAGAUCUGGGGCAUCAAGAAGAUCGGCUACAUCGAGUUUAUGGACGAUCGCGAACUGACCGAUGCGGCGCGCGACGAGCUUGUUGUCACAGGAAUGACUCUGUUCUACUGCAUGUGGCUGCGGGUGAACAACAUCUUCUCUCUCUUUGGCGCCGUUUUCCAUCGUACGGGCAAGAGUCAGUCGGGGCAAGAGGACGUGAAGAAAGACAGUUAG